GAAUGAUAUGUAUUUUAGAUGUAGUUAGGAAAUCCUCGCCUAGUGCCCCAGUCGUGAGGAGCUGCCCUGGGACUCUCGAAACAUCCCUCAGGAGCAGCGACGAGCCGAAAAGCAGCCUGCACUGCGAAUGCAGAACCUAAAGAGGAGAUAUACAACACCACUACGAGCCUACAAGUCAUACCUGCUUACACACUGAGUGUGCGCCUGUGGGCCGGCUGGUUACGUCGGCAUCAUCGUCGAACUUGUUAGACUCCCGAGUCGCCUUUUCCUCCGGAGGGACUGGCUUCAAGUAGCAAUGCCGUCUCACGGCCAUUCAGGCGCCGGCAGCGGCUCCUCGCCCCACGCUGGCCGCAACGGCCGGCCCCCCUCCAUGCGUUCCCUCAUGGACCUUCCUUUCGAUCAGCUGGCAGCCGGUGUGGAGCGAUCCGCCGCCGGCGGCUUCACGGGAGGAUCAGCAGCAGCAGCAGGAGGGGCACUACUGCCGCCGCUACGGUCCUCCCUGCUGCCACCUCUGCCGCCCCUGUCCUCCCUGGCGCGACAGCUGCUACAGCCGCCGUCACCGGUGCGGAGGUCUCGGAGCGGCAACAGCCGGGAAGGCGGCGGUGGCGGUGGAGGUGGAGGAGGAGGAGCAGCAGGCGAUGAUUGGCCCUUGGAUUUAUUAGGCGAGUUUCCCUGGCCUCGAUCCUCCCACCACCUCCACCCCCACACCAACCACCAUCUGCCAGCUUCCAGCCUAGCGCAGCUGCUGCUAUCAGGCGACCCCUCACCAACAACAGCAGCAGGCGGUGCUGCGGCUGCAGCUACUGCUGCUCCCGGUUUGGAGGCCCGCACCAGCAUGCGCUACCUGCACCCCCACCCCCACGCCUCGGGCCUAACCAGCCCAGAACGCCUGAUGAUGAUGCUGAUGCGCCACCCCAGCAGCGCCAGUGGUAGCGGCGGCAGGCUGCGCACUCCGGGGUAUGCUGCUGCUGGUGGUGGUGAAGGUGAUGGAGGUGGGGGACAGCAGCUGCCGUACAGUUACGAGCAGCUGUUGGCGCUAGACGAGGGGCGGCUGGUGCGGGCGGUGAAGCCGGAGGUCAUACGGGCG
Molecule: messenger RNA, 1087 nt
Organism: Astrephomene gubernaculifera
Lineage: Eukaryota; Viridiplantae; Chlorophyta; Chlorophyceae; Chlamydomonadales; Astrephomenaceae
Source: the annotation of a GenBank genome assembly